UGUACGUUCCACAUUCUGAUCCGAGGAUCAGCUGGAGGCAGCAAUAAACACAAGAAAAACCUGCAGCGGAAGAAGAAGAAAAAAAUAGCGAGGAAGAGGAGGAAAAAGCUGCAGAUGUUAUGAUCUGAAAUCAUCAGUGUAAUAUUUUUUACACGAAGCCCUUCUUCUGAGAAGAAAGCCUUUUAUUUUUAUAUUAUGGUGUUAUAACUACCUCACGUAAAGGCUAUCUAAAGCUAUGCUUUAAGAGUUGUCGUUUCUACUGUGUGUGAGAUCUCGUUUACAACUUGAAUAGUGCUGCAAAGGCAGGCCUUUGCUCUAAACCAAGUGAAACCUUACAUUUGCACUACAGAAGCCUGCCCAACCCUGUUGGUCGAUACAAACAAGAUCCUGCAAGAGGCUUCAAGUGGAGAAAAGGAUACUUAAAGAAAUCAGACAAAGAAUAGCAUAAAACAACAACUAAUAUUAGAUAUAAGUAAGAAAUUCAAAAAGGCAGCUACAGUUUUUAUUUGUGUACAACAGUAAAAAAAAAGACAAAAAAAAAAAGCACCAGUCAUCGACAUUUGACAUCAGAAGCAGCGAUGUUCCAACGUCUGAGCAACCUGCUGUUUGGAGAGGUGGAGGAGGUGUCGGCUGACCUGAAGGGGCCCAAACCUUGUGUGACGGAGGCCGACGAGGAGGGAUGGAUGCUCGUCAACCUGCCUGAAGAGUGCAUGAUGCAGGUGGAAGAUGAGACGGGAACCCCGCAGAUUGCACAGUCAUCAUCCGAAAGUCCCUCAUCCAAUCACCAAAACACACAAAACAGGACUGAGUGUCCGGCCCCCGUUCCCCGCCCGCCACACAAGCGCCGCAGGACACAUAAAGGCCGGGCGCAGGGUGCAGUGGUAUCAUCAGACCCCCUACUUUGCCCCAGCACCAGUCCGUCUGACAUGGGUGCCACGUCACCCGUGACCCUGCCAAGGCGAGCCAGACUGUCCACGCCCUCCUCCACCCCGUCGGAGUCCCCGGGCUCUGGGAGUGAGUGUGGGGCCAGCGGGGGUAGCAGUAGGGCAGGCUCAGAGAGAGGCUGCAUGGAUGAGAGCUGGUUUGUCACCCCUCCCCCCUGUUUCACUGCAGAGGGAGCCACGGCAGAGGCCAGCCCGAUGGAGGACCUGCUCAUCGAGCACCCCAGCAUGUCCGUCUACGUCUCGCCCAACAAUCUGUCCAUGCUCUCCAACAGCAACCUGUCUGCGGUGGGAGAGGAAAGCGUCGUCAGUCUGACGAGCAGCGUGAGCAGGGUGGCCGAACCCGCCGCCGCCGUCCCCGCCGCUCGGGGCGCCGCCCGGGUGAGCCGUGGAGCGGCCGCCCAGGCCGGAGCCCUGGCCAAGGUCACCCAGGUGGCCCGGGUGCAGCGUAGCAAAGCCCGCGUCGAGCGGCGCCAUCUGGCCCGCAAUCGCAUCCAACGCCAAAACCGCACCCGCGAGCAGGUCCCUCGCCACGCGGCUCACGCCAGAAACACCUUCCUCCACCAGCCCAGCAAGCGCAACUUCUGCCACUGAACUCCCCGGUAGCCACGGGGCGUCACUCUGAGGGCAUUAGGAACACAUAGUCAACUCUGACAAAUAUCCACCCACAGCAUAUUGGUUUCCGUUGCUGCAUAUUAUCUUGCAUUAUUACUCAGAUGACAGUAGAGCAGUUGCUUUUUUUUGGGUUGAGUUUUUGGCACAAACAGGCUUGGAAUUGUAGUUUUAUGCCCGACUCUGCUGGUGAAAAGCCCUCUGAGUAGAUCCUUGCUAACCUAUUUCAUAGUUAUUCCCCAGUGCAGUAUACAAGAAUUUUAAACAGUCUUUAAAAUAUUCAUAUACAUUGUAGUAAUCGUAAUGUCAAAGUGCAACAAAAACGUUGAGUUCUAAUAAUUUUCUGCACUUAUCAAAGUCUCCUUCUUCUUUCUUUCAGUAUGUAUUUGUUCUUGUUAAUUCAAGACUUAUAUUUCUAUAAUAGUUAAUUUUGCAAGUGAUUAACUGAAAACGGAAAAAUCGACAUGUACUUCGAUGUGACUGGUGAAUCUGACUUUUCUGGUGGAAACAAUGCGAGGAAGCGUUUUUACAGUCAGCACAGCUCCACACAUCUGCAAAGCUUUCAUUUAUGGAACCUUCUUUCAAAAUGGGAUUUAUUUUGUUCAUGGAAAGGUAUACCGUGGUGAGGUUGGAGCGUGGGGGAAUUCACACAUUUGUUUCUGUUCAGCCACAUUUGCAAACAUGUAAAUGGCUUGAAACCCCAAAGGAAGCAUCGUGUGAGAAUUCUCUCCUCUAACCUUCAGAUGGAGAAGAGCAGGUAGAUGGUGGUGAGAGUAUGAGCAAAACAGACUAAAGAGUAAAAGAAAUAAUAAAAUUAGGAAGGAAAGGUUGCAGGAAAGUGUUUCGUAACCCCUGAAGCAGCCUGAAACUGAGUUUUCUGAAUUCAACAUCCCACCUCAAUGGAAAACACUGAGAAUAUCAACAGCGUUUUGCAUAUUCAAGUGACUUUUCUAGGAAGAUGAAUUAGUUACUCAUUUUAUAAACAGGCAUAUAAGGUCACCUUCAAUUUUCUGCAUCUAAGUAAUAUGGAUGCAGUAAAAGAUGCCUUUGGGUUACAGAUCACGGCAGGUUACGGUAAGUGCAGAGCGGUAAUGAUUGGAACUCUUUAUUUUGUUUUGUUACAGUGUUAUUAACCUAUUUUCUCCAAUAAGUUGUAGCAUUAUGUUGCAGUCUCCUUUCGCAUGAUUCCACCAAAAGAGAAAGCUGUUCCCACUUUGCACUCGAAGACAAAGCGCUCGUUUGGCUUUUUAAUUCAACAAGUUAUUAAAAAAAAAAAAAGUACUUGUGAAACCUGAAGCGCAUGAUGAUGAUCAUUACAUGCGUAGUUUGCAAACUUAAGACAUGUGCCCAGCACACACCAGUCCCUUUCAUCUACACUGAGUGCUGCGAUUCUGUGUUAUCCAUGAGAAGACCAAAAACAUAUGAUCCAUCCACAUGUCAGACACUUUUCUUACACCUUAAAAAGUAACUGGCGUCAUGGAGGACAGUUGUCAGGAGGGAGGAGAAAAACAUUUCCUCGAUGCGUAACAUGAAGCAUUUUUCCCCCCACAUUCAACACAAUCAUCACAGCGUGAUCGAACAUCCGCUCCAUCCUUGUCUAUCUCUUUCUUGUUAGCACAUCAAGCUCUAACAGCGUCCACUUAAAAAUCUAGCUUACUGAUAUGUAUUCUACAACAAUAGUAAACAAUGGUGCUGAAGUGUAUACUAAUGUUUGUAAAUUAUUUGAGACAUGGAUGUAAGUUUGCACUGUCAUUCUUUUUGUGAGUCGGAAAUUUUAGCGGUGUGCUGUGUGCUUGUUUUAUUUUUGUGAUUUUUUUUUCCUUUUAAUUUUGUUUUGAUUCAGACUGCGUGUGGGAAAGUGUACUGACAUGCUAAAUGCUAGAAACUCUUUCUUAAAAAAAAAAAAAAAUUCUUAUUAGUUUCUCUUGUAAAUAUUCUGAAACUGUUUAUAAUGCUCCGUUAGAUGUCAAAGCCUCUCAGGAGUUGAGUCCACAACAUUGUGUCCAGUGGGACUGAUGAGAAUCCACUCUUUGCCUCACCUCUAUGCUCAUUUUCUAACUAAGAAGGCAUUUCAGUGGCCAAAGGUGGCGUCUCUGCCCCAACUUCAGUCCCGUUCUGCUGAGAGCACCAGAAAAACAGCACUCGACUCAGUGUUAAUGUGCCAUACAGGCAAAACACUGCCCUCCAGAGGGACCACUCAGCACCUGCUGUGUUUCAGUACAUCAGUGCUGGUGGGUUACAAGACAGAUUGAGAGUCUCUUCAUUCAUUUCUUGUUAUUUUAAAAUUAAAAAUGUGUUCUUUUGAUCUAAGAUCGUUUGAUUUCCCUUGAAUCAAGUACCACAAAAUUUUAUUUUCUGUCAAUAAUCCUUUAAAUUACUGUGUUUUAUUCAGAAUAUGUUAAUUUAUGACACGAUUGCUAUUUCCGUUGUGAAGAUGACUUUGAUUUAUGUGGAUUCAUCCAGUGCAGUGAAUGGUUCUGUAGUGACGUGAGCACACACACACACAUGGGGACACGUGUUGAUCUCUGUUUAGGCUUCCACACUCUCGAGGUUAGACUCUGCCUCUGAAAUAGAAAAAAAAAACAACAAAAAAGAAUAUAUAACAGGGUAAUAAUGAGAGAUCACAGACAUGUGUGUGUGUACAUGUGUGUAUGUGUGUGCAUGCUAGAAGCACUACAGACACUUGCCACUGCAAACAUGUCAUGUUUUCCCUUUUACUUUUUUUUUGUUUGUUUGUUUUUUGUUCCUUUCUCACCAGUGUCAUGUAAAAUGGAAACGUGUCUUUGGUAUGCUGUGUGUGAUCAUGGAAAGUCGUGGUUUUAUGAGUGGAAGUAUCUGGAAUUGGGGAGAGGGAGUGAUUAACCAAUGUGUCGAGCCUAUUUCACGAGAGGGGUGUGAACAAGGGCAGUGUGAGGCAGGAGAUAAAUAGUUCAUAUAUUUAAAGAAAAAAAAAAGAAAUGAAAUGUGUUGUAAAAAAAAAAAAAAUCUACCAUAUGCUUGUAUUUUCCCAUAUAGUUAUUAGAACAGUCGUUCAAUAAUAGGAUGUUUUAAAUGAAAAGCAUUGAAUGUCUGGGGAGUUUCGUAUGUUUUAUGUUGUGCCCUGAAAUAAUGGCAGCUUAAAAACAUUUGGGGUUUCACCCAUAUUACAUCUGAAUUAGUACACCUCUCUCCCUAUAAAAAAAGAAAUAUAUAGAAUAUAAAACAUCGGUGUAUCUGAUAUAUUUGGUGAUUUGUGCCUUUCACUAUUUCUGCAUGGUUUAUGUGAUGUACCAAUUUUCCAACCCUAAACUUGGACUGACAGGCAAGACCUAUGCAAAAAAAAAUCAUCGAAUGGGUUAUCCAGCAUCCAUUCAGAAAACACAGAUACCCGCCACCAAAAAG
This is a messenger RNA of Salarias fasciatus (jewelled blenny), 4934 nucleotides long. It is a transcript of the gene tp53inp2b, whose product is annotated as tumor protein p53 inducible nuclear protein 2b. The transcript has 4 exons. The coding region runs from base 579 to 1535 and encodes 318 amino acids. Gene Ontology annotation, cellular component: nucleus; autophagosome. NCBI's taxonomy places the organism in Eukaryota, Metazoa, Chordata, Actinopteri, Blenniiformes, Blenniidae. Gene Ontology annotation, biological process: positive regulation of DNA-templated transcription; autophagosome assembly. The record is from RefSeq and is a predicted model, not a curated record.